AUGGACGAAUUGUCUAAGGGCAUGUCACAAACAGGAAGCACUGCUGUAACUGACAAAACUCAAGAAAAAGAUGGCUCGUCGACCCCGCUGGUGUACGUGAGCGAGUCGUGUCUGGAGUGCGAGCGUGUGCGUGCGGCGUGCGAGCGGCUGGGCGCGGUGGAGGUGGCGCGCGCGGGCGACGCGCUGCCACCGCCGCAACAGCCGCCCGCGCCCCCCGCCUACCUCGUGACGACGCCCUUCGAAGGCGAGCUGUUCGACGUCGCCCACAGGGCCAAGUACAGGGUGCUUGGACCGACGGCGGUACUGCAACUGGCUGAUCGCGACGAACCUCCACCCGCAAACGCGCGGCCCCUUUACUCAUUGGCGAUGCGCGGAGCGGUCAUAUGUUUCUCGGGCUUCCGAAAGAAAGACGAACUGACGUACCUGAUAACGUUGAUCCACUACAUGGGCGGCUCGAUACGCAAGGACAUGUCGAGCAAGGUGACACACCUGAUCGCGGCGGCGGCCACCGGCGACAAGUACCGCUACGCGACGGGCUUCGGGCUGCCGGUGCUGGCGCGCUCCUGGGUGGACGCCUGCUGGGAGCGCCGCGACGACCCCGCCUGCCUCGCCACCGACGAGCUGGUCAUUAAGGAGCACAAGCUGCGCGUGUUCGCCGGCGCGCGGGUGUGCUUCGUGGGAUUCCCCGAGGACGAGGCGCAGCACAUGGCCGAGGUGCUGGCGGGCAACGGUGGCGCCACCUGCCCCCUAGACGACCCGGACUGCACGCACGUCGUAAUGGCCAAUGGGGAGACUUUCGGUCGUUCGCUUGUCCUCUCGCCUCCCACGAACACGCCCAACACUUCCGCGAAACCCUCCCGAACCAGCCCGAACCGUUCCCAAAACACGCCCAAGAGUUCGCUCUACCGUAGGUUGUCCGCUCGCCUCUCGGGCCGCCGCACCAGCCCCAGCAAGCUCAGCGCUGACCACGAGCAUAGUAGCUCACAAGACCAAAGGGAGCAGCGCUUGCAGCGCGCCCGAAACAGUAUUACGUGCAACCAAAGCAAAGACGAACCGGACAACUCUAUAUUUAGUUACGUCGGCAAGUCGUUUAUUGACGAUUUGUGCACGAGCGGCGACAAGAACCAAAGCACUAGUCAAACGGAGCCCGUCCAGCUCCGCCUACACAGAACUUGUGGCAAAGAGAACAAAUACGAAUCUCAAGCUCAUAACGGAAAUCGACUCGGUAGCAAGGAUAAGAGGGAAGUGUUUAGAAAUAAGUCCAUGAAUGUUUUCAACUUGGUGGAGUGUCUAACAGAAGCGGGAUCUAUUCACUCGUCAUUAACGAAAAGCUUAUGCGAUUUAGACUGUAAGGCGGAAACGGGAUUUAUUUUGCCCGCAUCGGCCGUCAGUAAGGAGUUACAGCACUCGACGACAACCAUAUCAUCCGGUAAAAAGAGGAGCCGAAAUUCGACCGAUUCAAAUUUUCAAGUUAGCUUAGUCGAUACAAAUAUCUCACCUGACAAAUGCGACGAAAGUAACUGGAAAUCUAUAAAAAGGUUAAAGAUCAAAGAUUCAUUUAAAUUUAAGAAUAGACCCACCAUUUUUAAGAAAACCAAAAAGGAGCCCGUGUCUAAGGCCGCUGGAGACAUAACCGUAGAGCCGGUGACCCCAGACAGUGUAAAACCCACAGACCCGGCUGGAGAAUUCUUAGCUUCGACGUCGUCUCCGAUCAGAGAGGACGAUAACGCAUCUAUUUGCUCACUGAACGUAAGCAAACAAUCGGGAUUCUUUGACAUUUCCUUCGCGUCCAUCCGUAGCUCGAAGACGGUCAAAUCGGCAUCCAAGCUGAGGAGGAGCGUUAAAUCGUUCACGGCUUCCUUCAGAAGCGAAAGGAAGAAGAAGUAUGAGAAAAGACUCGAGCGCAACACCGUCGAGGUUAACGCGUGUCACCUGCCUUCCGACUUGAAGAAUGUCUCCACGCCGAAGAGGGAGCCGGACGAGAUGAACUUAGAUAUAUCGCCAGUCCAGGUUGACACGAUCGACAGCACAGACAUGAGGACACCGCACAAGGAGGACGCCGAGCCGGGCGAAUGCGACGAUUCUGUCGUAUUCAAGACGCCGCAGAGGGUGUGGUUAAGAACUCACCGGCAUUCGAUUUGCGGGGGCGCAGAUCUCAGGUCGAGCCUGUCGCACGCGAGCAACUCGCUCCCCGCCGGCCCCUCCCUCUCCCGGGCCCCCUCGCCCUCCCCCGCACCCUACCCCUCCCCCUUCCCCUCCCCCGCUCCCCGGCCCGCCCGCGACCAGCCGCCGCCCGCCUCGACGCCCCCCACCCGCGACGCCCGCGCCAUUUCGCAAUGCCAUGGACUAUCGCUACCGGUGGUGGAUGUACACAACACAGGAGUAGCGCCCGAAUGUUCGCCGAGAGUGCAUAUAGUCAAAGCUGAGUGGUUCUGGGCUUCGGUACAGAACGAGGAGGCACAGGAUGAGCGGGAGUUUCUAUUUAAAGAUUACCUGGAGGAGUUGUCGCGGCGGUCGUCGGUGGGGGGCGCGUGCGCCUCGGGCGCGGGGGGCGUGGCGGGGGGCGGCGGCGAGGAGGCGGGCGGCGCGGGUACGCCGUCGCAGCUGCAGCGGCUGCGCAAGCGGAAGCUGCGCGGAGGCGACGCGGCGCUGCACAAGCGGCGCUCGUCGCUCAGCGACGCCGUGCUGCUCAGCCUCUCCGGCAACCUGCUCGACUGCACGCCCUCGCCCGACGGCAAGCAGCUGCUGGAGGAGUCGGAGGUACCUGAUAAUGUGGUGCGAAAACUAAUGUCCCCAAGGCAGCAAGUCUUCAUGGAGUUAUUGCAAACAGAGUCAAAUUACGUAGGGAUAUUACACACUAUAGUCACUAUGUUUAAACAACCCUUAGAAGAAAUGGCCGAAGAGGAUAGCAGCAAUGGAAAAAGUCAAGCAUUGCUCAAUAAUACUGAACUUAAAAUAAUAUUCGGAAACUUACCGCCUAUUUACGAAUUACACCAGCGAAUGCUUGAAGAGCUACAUUACGCGCAGGCUCAUUGGAGCGAGGAGGUGAGCAUCGGGCGGCUGGUGCUAAGAUACACGCCCGACAUGGUGAAGGCCUACCCGCCCUUCGUCAACUUCUUCGAGAACACCAAGGAGAUGCUGCAGCAGUGCGACCGUGAGAACCCCAGAUUUCAUGCAUUCCUGAAAAUAUGCCAAACGAGACCCGAGUGUGGCAGGCAGAGCUUACAAGAGCUACUAAUUAGACCUGUGCAGCGGUUGCCCAGUAUAAGUUUGUUGUUGGAUGACAUCCUGAAGCACACGCACAAGAACAACCCCGACCACGCGGCGCUGGUGUCGGCGCUGGCCGGGCUACGCGAGGUCAUGUCGCACAUCAACGAGGAUAAGCGCAAGACCGAGGGCCAGCUGCAGAUGUUCGAUAUCUACAACGACAUCGACCAGUGCCCGGCGCAUCUCGUCUCGUCACAUCGGUCAUUUGUGUCCCGUUGCGAAGUCGUAGAACUGUCGAAAGAGCUCUCUGGCAGGGGAGAUCAUCUUGUACUAUUUCUGUUCACCGAUACCAUGGAAGUAUGCAAAAAAAGAUCCAAAGCUUUCAACAGCAAAAGUCCUACAAACGGAAUGGGCACUAUGAGAAUAGGUUCGAGUAAACCUUACAGGCAUAUAUCGUUAAUGCCCCUUAGUACGGUCAAGCGCGUCGUGGAUAUUAGAGAAGCAGAGGAUUGUCAUAACGUUUUCGCGCUUAUGUGCCGGAGCAAUCAAGAGCUCAAAGAGAAAUUAUAUUCAUUUAUGAUUACGGACGAAACGGUCGACAAGUCCUAUUUUCUACGACAGCUAUGCAGGCAAAUGGCCAACACCGUCUGCAAAGCUGAUGCCGACAAGUUUUUGGCGUGUCUGGAGUCACACCAACUCGACAUCGAUACGAGCGAUCUCGCACUUAGUACACUCUCCAGGGUCUCCAAGUUUGCAGCCCGGACGCGAAUAAAGCUGGAGGCGCUGGCCGGGCUUGGCGGCUGGCUGCGCGCCGAUCCGGGCGCCGCGCUGCUAGACACAUGGGUAUUGCGCGCUCACUUACUCGCACAGGUGGGCCGUGCGUUGUCCUUCAACAAGACUCCGUCGAAGCUGAAGCGCGCGAUGUCUUCGAUGAUCUCGCCCUUUGGCUCCACAUCCAACCUGACCCCGGCAUCGCAACUGGCCCAGAUGAGGCUGGCCAGUUGCAACAAUAUAAACGAGAUGGGCACGAGCGGCGGCAGCGGCGGUGAGGGCGGCGGCGAGGUGCUGGUGGCGCCGCUCUCCGUGCAGCCGACGCGCAAGGCGACGGGCCCGCGCGCGUCCUCCGCCCUGCGACGUUUC
Messenger RNA from Iphiclides podalirius (scarce swallowtail), 4347 nucleotides. The record is from the annotation of a GenBank genome assembly. NCBI's taxonomy places the organism in Eukaryota, Metazoa, Arthropoda, Insecta, Lepidoptera, Papilionidae.